This is a messenger RNA of Miscanthus lutarioriparius, 2211 nucleotides long. The record is from the annotation of a GenBank genome assembly. Lineage: Eukaryota; Viridiplantae; Streptophyta; Magnoliopsida; Poales; Poaceae.
AUGCUUGAUCCUAUUGUUGGAUCAUGUGCCAAGAAGUUGCAAGAUGUAAUAACAGAGAAGGCUGUUAUGAUUCUAGGGGUAAAAGAAGAGCUCAGAAAAAUGCAGAGAACAAUGAAACAAAUACAAUGCUUUCUCCAUGAUGCUGAGCAAAGAAGGACAGAAGAGUCAGCGGUUAACAACUGGCUUGGAGACCUGAAAGAUGCAAUGUAUGAAGCCGAUGAUAUAAUAGAUUUGGCUAGAUUAGAAGGAAGCAAACUGCUAGCAGACCGUCCAUCAUCAUCUAAAAACAUUGCUUCAUGUACAGGCUUCUCAUUUCUAUCUUGCAUUCCUAAUAUUCAAAGACGUCAUGCAAUCGCCGUUCGAAUAAAAAAUUUCAAUGUUGAACUUGAGAAGAUUUCAAAGCUGGGUGAAAGAUUUUUGAUGCUGAAGAAUAUGCAACCGAAAGAAGAGAAUCCAGUAGUGAGGCAGAUGAAAACUUGUGAGCUUGUGGAGCCUAACCUCGUGGGAAAGGAAACUUUUGUUGCUUGCACAAGAUUGGUGGAACUGAUUCUGGCACAUAAAGAAAAUAAGUCAUACAAGAUUGGCAUUGUUGGAACGGGAGGUGUUGGAAAAACAACUUUGGCUCAAAAAGUAUACAAUCACCAAAAAAUAAAAGGCACUUUUAGCAUGCAAGCGUGGAUUUGUGUUUCUAAAGAGUACUCUGAAGACACUCUUUUGAAAGAAGUUCUUCGAAAUAUUGGUGUAGACUAUAAGCAAGAUGAAACUGUUGGAGAACUUAAAAAAAGGCUUGAUACAGCAGUUCAAAAUAGAAGUGUAUUUAUUGUGCUUGAUGACAUAUGGAAACAUGAUGCAUGGACUAAUCUACUAAGAACUCCAUUAAACACUUCAUCUACAACAAUAGUUCUUGUGACUACACGUAAUGAUAUUGUGGCACGAGCAAUUGGUGUGCAGGAUGUUCAUCGAGUAGAAUUGAUGUCUGAUGACACAGGAUGGGAGUUGUUGUGGAAAAGUAUGAACAUUAAUGAAGAGACUGAAGUGGCAAACCUAAGGGGUCUGGGGAAUGAGAUUAUCCAUAUGUGUGGUGGCCUUCCCCUUGCAAUCAAGGUUACUGCUAGUGUUCUAGCAACCAAAGAGAAAACUGAGAAUCAGUGGAGACAACUUAUAAACAGAAGUGCUUGGUCCAUGAGCAAAGUUCCCAUUGAGCUAAGGGGGGCAUUGUAUUUGAGUUAUGACGACCUUCCAGGGCAUUUGAAGCAUUGCUUUCUAUUUUGUUCCUUAUAUCCAGAAGAUAGUAACAUGUCUCGUAAUGAUCUUAUAAGGUUUUGGGUUGCAGGAGGUUUUGUACAGGAGCAAGGAGAGCAACUUCUUGAGGAUAUAGCUGAUGAAUAUUACAAUGAAUUGAUAUACAGGAAUGUCCUUCAUCCAAACCCUCAAUCUGCUGAUUAUUCUUUAUGUAAAAUGCAUGAUCUUUUAAGGCAGCUUGGUCAACAUUUGUCGCAGGGUGAAUUUUUUUGUGGACAUCCACAAACAUUGGAAGAUAAAAAUUUGUCCAAACUACGGCACAUUUCAAUUUUUACUGAUAGUGAUUCUAUAACUCUCCCCAAUGGGAACAAAGAGGAUAUUAGAGCCCGAACAUUGCUUAUUGGUUGGACCAAGUCAGCAAGAGUUGAAAAUACAAUAUUCAAAAGACUUCCAUGUGUUCGAGUUUUGGAUUUAACUAGAUCAAUUAUACAAAGUGUUCCAGAUUCUAUUGGGACUUUGAUCCACCUUCGGUUACUUGAUUUUGAUGGGACUGACAUAUCCUAUCUUCCCGAGUCAAUUGGUUCUCUUAACUCUUAUGUUGUCCCCUUCCCCAGCAAAGAAGAACUGGAUCGCAUGAUAGCAAUAGACACCAUCAACACAAAGAACAAGGAAGGCACUAUAUCUUUUGCUGAGUUUGUGGAUGAUGUGCAGCCUAUUAAGGUGUUGGAGCAGGCAACAGGUCAAGCCCGCAUUCUAGUGGCUGUUUUUGACCCCAAGAAGAUACCAGGUAUGGCGGACGUUUGUGUUGGCACUAGUAUCUACCGCCUAUUUUUCAAGGCGGAGGAAGAUUUACAAGCCGACACCGGUGCUGAUCCGUCUGAUGAGGACUUGUUGAGUGAUAAAGAUCUGGAGGAGGGAGACCGUGAAAUGGAAGAUGCGGAAGAUCCUAACCCAGAACCCUCGGGAUAA